UCAGUGUCAGCCAAGAUAUAAAAAAUAAUGAGGUAAAAUAGAAAAAAAUGAAAAAAGUGUGCUAUUUGUGGAGACUCUCCAGCCUUUAAACUUUUCAGUUGAUAAUUAAGUUAAAGUCAAUAAGGAGCGUUCAUCAGCCACAUGCUCCUCUGCUUUACAGCUCCAUCCUCUGAGUAAACAGUUCAACCACCAAUCACUUUGUCAGGCUGCUAUUGAACAUUUUACCUUAGCAUCUAACAGCUGACUAUGUGAGGCAGCGCAUGCAGACAGGAUGCAGCGGUGCGUGUCCAGCUGUCGGAACUGAUGAGUGACACUGACUCCUGACUGCAGUAAUGGAUCCCAAACCAAGAAAGGCUAAGAUGAUAUUUGGCCUGAAAGUGAAAAAGAAGAAGAAAGUCAACACAGACCUAGUCCUGGCAAACAAGGGAGCUGUGGACAGUGAAGGGGAUGUGCCAUCUGAAGUGUCUCCUUUGUUAGAGGGAGAAAGCCCUGAAGACCAACCUGCAAGCUCUGCAGUCAGAACCAGAAUAAUACCAAACAACAAGAGGGCCCAACUGAAAACACGGAUCCAGGACAGUGAAGGGAAACCGCAGAGCUUCCAGAUAGCUAUUAACAUUACAGAGGCGAAGCAGCUGGUAGGAGAAAACAUCGACCCCAGUGUGGUGAUUGAGAUCGGAGAUGAGAGGAAACAGACUUCAGUCAAAGAAGGAACAAAUGCUCCCUUUUACAAUGAGUAUUUUGUCUUUGACUUCUUCGCCCACAAAGAGAUCUUCUUUGACAAAGUCAUUAAGCUGACGGUGAUGCACUCUAAAAUGCUAAGGAGUUUCUGCAUUGGGUCUUUUAAGCUGGAUGUAUGGACAGUUUAUAAACAACCAGGUCACCAGUUCAUCAAUAAGUGGGCAAUGCUGACCAAUCCUGGUGACAUUAGCACUGGGAUCAAAGGUUAUGUCAAAUGUGACAUCAGCAUCUCAGCCAAAGGAGAUGCCAUGCAGCCAGGACUAAAAGCAAGUGAUGCUGAGGAGCAGAUAGACAAAAACCUGCUGUUACCAGAAGGUUUUCCCACUGAGCGACCCUGGGCUCGUUUCUUUGUGAAGGUGUAUCGAGCUGAAGGCCUUCCACGAAACAACUCCAGCAUCAUGGCCAAUGUCACAAAGGCUUUCGUAGGAGACAACACAGCCCUCAUAGACCCAUAUGUAGUGGUCAGCUUUUUCAAACAAGUGGGUCGCACAUCCACUCAGAAGUCCACAGCAGACCCGGUGUGGAAUGAGCAGAUAGUCUUCACAGAGAUGUUUCCCCCUCUAUGUCAGAGACUGAAGAUCCAGGUUUGGGAUGAGGGAAGCAUGAGUGAUGUUGCCAUUGGAACUCAUUACUUUGACUUGAGACGUAUUGCCAAUGAACAGGAUGGUGACAGAGGGUUUUUACCAACUUUUGGCCCUGCUUGGAUUAACUUGUAUGGCUCUGCCCGAAACUUUUCAUUAGGUGAUGACACUGUGGAGCUUAAUGAGGGCAUUGGAGAGGGCGUAUCCUACAGGGGUCGGGUCUACAUGGAGCUGGCAGUGGAGAUCCUAUCAGGAGGGAUGGGUUCGGAGUCCAAACUCAUCAGAAUAGUCAAGCAUGCGAAGGACACUAAAUCAGGAAAAGCAGGAGGGAAGGAUGGCAAGACUCCUGCAGGAGGAGGGGCAGGCGGAGCAGCAGGAGGAACUGCUGAUGAUGACAAAGGAAAGGCUGUGGCAGCAGAGGUCCUGCCUGUGGAAUCUCCUCCUGUGCUGAAAGCAGACAACAAGGAGAAAUUUCUGCUGUUUGGUGUGUUGUUUGAAGCCACCAUGAUUGACAGGAAAAUUGGAGACAAGCCCAUCAGCUUUGAGUUCUCCCUGGGCAACUGGGGUAAUGUCCUGGAGUCUGCAGGCCACCCCAGCAUCAGUGCCACCGCUGCAGCUGUCAAUAGGCGGAGAAGAGCGCUGGAUGUCUUAGAAAGCACUGACAUGUUAAGCUCCUCUCCUCUCAUCUCUCCACCUAACUCCUCACCUUCCCAUAUUGUAUCCCGAGACCCUCAGGAUACCACCACGACCUCUAAGUCUGCCACACCUUCGGAAAAACCACUCAUCGUUGAAGGAAACAGGUACUACAUGUAUCUGCCCCUGGAAAAGCAGAAGCCAUGCAUUAGUUUGCUGAGUGACUGGGAGGACAGAACCUACCGAAUGUGCAACUCCAAUAUGCUGGAGUAUAUAGCUGUUCUGUUUGAGGAGGGUGUGGCCAGUGCAGCUGAGCUACAUAGGAAGUCCGAUCCAGGGGCAGAGCAUAUGCUCAAAAUGGUCCUUAAAGAAUUCUGUAUGGAUGCCAGAAGUUUCAUUGCAGCCGCAGAGGCCAAGCUGAAGGCAGAGCUGAAGUCAAGCUACCUGACACAACUGGACAAGAAACGUCUCACCAUGUGUAAACAGGAACUGGAGAGUAUGAUAGGAGAGGCCCAGUCCUUGGGAGAAAGAAAGAGAAAAGCUGGUGGUGUGAAAGAAAUGCUGCAGGAUGCAGUGAAACUCAUAAACAAGCUACACUUUCUUGUGGAGGAGCCGCAGCACACAGUGCCUGACAUCUUUGUGUGGUUGCUAAGCAACAAUAAGCGUGUUGCUUACGCUCGAGUCCGAGCCAGAGACGUGCUGUUUUCCAGCAGUCGGGAAGCCAGAGGCACCCAUUGUGGCAAGAUAUUAACACUGUUUCUUAAGCCUCCAGGGAAGCGUGUUACAGGCUUGCCUGUCCAAGCAAAGCUGGAUGUUUAUUUGUGGUUUGGAACCUGCUCAGAUGCCAGCCACAUGCUGGAUGACCUACCUGCAGGGUGCAGUCCGGCCACAGGAGGCGCUGAUGCCAACAGCCCUCCAAAAUACCUGCUCUGCACAGAGCAGCAUCAGUUCCAGCUGAGAUGCCACAUGUAUCAGGCUCGUGGUCUGAUCGCUGCAGACAACACAGGCCUGUCUGACCCCUUUGCACGAGUCACUUUUCUAUCACACAGCCAAACCACCAAUGUGAUCAGUCAAACUCUCAGUCCAACAUGGAAUCAGUGUUUGCUAAUGAGCCGCCUGCUGCUGAGCGGAGACCUGCAGCACAUCCAGCAGGAGCCCCCUCGUAUUCUCAUCGAGGUGUACGACGACGAUGCACUGGGUAAGCCAGAAUAUCUAGGAGCCACAGUGGCAGAGCCUGAGGUUCGCUUGUCCUCUGACCCUUACACACCUCCAACUCUGCAGUACAGCCCGCUGCACUGCGGCAACCAGGCAGGAGGAGACCUGCUGGCCGCAUUUGAGCUGCUACAGAUUCCAGAGACUGGAGAGCAAAGUCUGCCAGCUUUAGAGGAGCAGGAAGGAGGCAUCUACACAGUUCCUGCCAACAUCAGACCUGUUCUCAGCACCUACAGACUGGAGGUGUUAUUCUGGGGCCUGAGGGAGCUGAAGAAGGUUCAGUUUCUGUCUGUCGAUCGCCCACAGGUGUUAAUAGAGUGUGCAGGUAAAACGCUGCGUUCCUCCAUCAUUCAGAAGUACAAGUCCAGCCCAAACUUCACCACGCUGGUUGAUGCCAUAGAGCUGGAGUUACCAGAGAACGAACACCUCCUUCCUCCUCUGAGUAUCACUGUUGUCGAUUGGCGGGCCUUUGGUCGUAGCACGUUGGUUGGUAACCACGUUAUCAACAACCUCAAGGCCUUAAAAUACACUCCACCUCCUGCCCUGCCUCCUCCCACACAGAUACAGACAUCUCCCAAGGUCACAUACACCCCUGGACCUGCGCAAGCACAAGAGCUACAAAGCACUGAGGGACCGUCAGAGCAAGCUUUAGAGACCAGUGCAGCUGCAGCACUAACAAAUGAGGAUUUCCUGAUCACUGUGGAGGAUGAAGCUCCACUUCCAGCCCCAGCCACACCUAAGCAAGAAUUAAAGAAAAGGGACAGCUCGGCAACGAGCACUCGUAGUCGUUCCACCAAGCGGAGGAGACGGACCAUAGCUGACGAAUCAGCAGAGUGUGUCAUUGACUGGUGGUCCAAAUACUAUGCAUCUGUAGAGAAAGAGGCCAAACAGAGGGAUGGCUCUCCAUUCUGCCAGGUCUUUGAAAAAGUUUUGCCGUACCAGGGCUUGCUCAGCGAUGGAAUAGACUCCCUGGUGAGGUCCUCAGAUGGAGACAAGAAGAAAAAACAGAAAGGGAAAGGAACCCUGGAGCUAAGCAUUGGUAUACCUACUAGAUUAGCCACACUCAAGCUGUACAACAAGGAGUUGGAGGCCGAGUUUGGGCAUUUUGACGAUUGGGUGAACACAUAUGAGCUGUUCAGAGGGAAGGCGAAUGAGGAAGAGGGGGUGACCGAGGAGAGAUUUGUUGGCAAAUUUAAGGGGCAAUUCUGCCUUUAUAAACUGACUGAGGAUGAGGAAGAGGACUGGGAUGAAGCCAUUGACACCAAGCACUUCAGAGUCAACAGAGGAAUCCCAUCAAAUGGCCCGGUCCAAGUCCUCAUACGUGUUUACAUCGUCUCAGCAUCUAACCUGCACCCAGCAGACCCGGAUGGAAAGUCUGACCCUUACAUUGUUAUUCGGCUUGGCAAGAAGGAAAUCAAAGACAGAGACAACUACAUCCCUAAACAGCUGAAUCCUGUGUUUGGAAGAUCUUUUGAGUUGCAGGCGACAUUUCCUCAAGAUUCUCUGCUGUCAGUGUUGAUCUACGAUUAUGACUUGGUGGGAGGAGACGACCUAAUAGGAGAGACUCGCAUUGACCUGGAGAACCGAUUCUACAGCCAGCACAGAGCCACCUGUGGGCUCCCUGCCGAGUACAGCUUUGAAGGUUAUAAUGCCUGGAGAGACUGUCUGAAGCCAUCAGAGCUGCUGACGAAGCUGUGCAGAGAGAACGGUCUGGAAGACCCUCAGUUCAAACCAGGACGCAUCAUUGUGGCUGAAAAAGUUUUCACUGGCAAGACACUUUUCAUGCAUGAAGAGCAACCAGUGGAGUCCUAUGAACACCUGUCUCUGAAGAUCCUGCACCGCUGGGCAGAGAUCCCUGCUGUGGGAUGCAAGCUGGUGCCAGAACACAUCGAGACCAGAACUCUGUUCAACAAGGCUCGGCCUGGCAUGGACCAGGGGCAGGUCCAGAUGUGGGUAGACAUGUUUCCCAUGGAUUUGCCACAUCCGGGGCCUUCAGUGGACAUUUCACCUCGAAAACCCAAGGGGUACGAGCUACGUAUCAUCAUCUGGAACACAGAAGAUGUGAUUCUGGAGGACAGCAACUUCCUAACUGGUCAAAAGUCUAGUGAUAUCUACAUUAAGGGCUGGUUGAAAGGUUUAGAGGAUGACCGACAGGAGACAGACGUCCACUACAACUCUCUGACUGGAGAAGGAAACUUCAACUGGCGCUUUGUGUUCCCCUUCAGCUACCUCCCUGCUGAGAAGGUAGUAGUGGUGAGGAAGAGAGAGAGUAUUUUCUCUCUGGACAAAACAGAGCAGAAGCUUCCUGCCAUUCUCACUCUGCAGGUCUGGGACUUCGAGACACUCUCCUCUGACGACUUCCUAGGCACGGUGGAAUUAGACCUCCAUGGGUUCCCUCGGGGUGCAAAGACGGCAAAGUCAUGUAAGGUGGACAUGUUAACGGACGGGACAGAGAGAAUCUCCAUCUUCCAGCAGAAGAGAGCAAGAGGCUGGUGGCCCUUCAGCAAGUCUGGAGAGCUGACGGGGAAAGUGGAGGCGGAGUUUCAUCUUGUGACAGCUGAGGAGGCAGAGAAAAAUCCUGUUGGCCGAGCCCGCAAGGAGCCAGAGCCACUGCCAAAACCAAAUCGCCCAGACACCUCCUUCUCAUGGUUUGUCAAUCCAUUCAAGUGUUUCUUCCACUUGGUUUGGCGAAGCUACAAGAAGUACAUCAUCAUCGCUUUGGUCCUGCUCAUCACAGCACUUUUCCUCGCACUGCUCUUCUACACACUGCCAGGAGCCAUUUCUCAGAAGAUAAUCAAUGGAUGAUACACACAUGUAGAAAUGUCCACACUGUAGUUUUGCUAUUGUUUGUAGAAUUACUGUUUUUGCUAUAGGAUGAUUAUGGAUAACUUUUAGAUGAUGCAACUCCCCUGGGAACAUUAGUGGUUAAAACAACAUGUUAUAAUAUGAAAACAAGAACUUUCCCAUUUCAGCAGCAUCCUUUCAACAGGUGUGUGUCCUUAACAGCUUCUAUACACCUGUCUGAAUGAUGUUAAAAACUACAGUGCCCAGCUUUAUUUUUUAUUCUUUUUUUUUUUUUUUUUUUUUUUUUUUGUUAAAUGGAAGAACAUGUUCAUUUGUUUUAUGAUUAUUUCAAGAUUUAUGCCUUCAUGUCGACAGGAACAAACUGAUUUGGGGAGCCAUGCUGACCUUGUAUAAUAUUGAGACACCAACAAGCACAGUUUAAGUCCAUCUAGAUAAUACUUGGAUGGAAAUAGUAUGAGGAAAAACUUACUGAACACUGGGAUUGACUGUCCUCUCCCUGUGUUGACAGCAGGAAAUAGGAAUCAAAGUCCACAGCCUUUGUCCUGCGCAAAACUGUUUUGAGCUCAGCCAAAGCUACAACCAGUCAACAACUUUCCCAGUCUUUUGUUGCUCGCGUUUGAAACAUAUUGCCGACAUCAAAUUCACCAUAAGCAUAUGUUUACAAAAAUCAAUUAUGCCAAUGAGGUAGAACAUUAAAUACACUGUCUUUGUACUGUUUUCAGUUGAUUAUGUCUGAAAGGAUUAGCAAGGUGUCAGUCACAUUUUAUUAAUAUUUUACACAGCAUCCCAACUUUUUUAGAAUCUCUGUCGAUCACAACUCAACUGUUGUCAAACAGUCAGUAUUUUUCCAAAUUGGGAUGGGCAGCAUUCGCUGAGCUGCUGAGAGAGAGUGACACAUAACCAGGACAGAAAAGCAGUAAUGAACUUGUAAAUAAACUUGGAACAUUUGUUGUCUUAGUACACAUUUUGAAAAAUCUGAACAUGCUUUGAACGUAUCUCUACUUUUACCUUUUUUUAAUUAACUGUUCAGCAAGCUCAUGAAAAGUUCAACACAGUUCAUGUUUUAGCUGCAUUUAUUGGGAGUACACAAGGUAUCAGGCAUCUCAUUUUGAUCUGGAAAUUGUCAGUAUCCCAUUUAUUUUUUGAAUUGAUCAGGGUUAAAAAAAAGUGAACAACUCUGCAUCAGCUUCAUUUAGCUUAGACCAUCUGCUUCAGCUGAACUACUGUAUGUAGUAAAGCAUAACAAUACCCCUUCUGUCCAGUAUUUCAAAGACAGUCACGUGCGAUUCUCUGUGGCACUAUAUUUCAAUCAAAUGAAAUACAUAAACAUGUACAGGACAGUGAACUUUUCAUAUAUAUAUAUAUAUAUAUACACACUUACAGAAAUCUGAGAACUGAAUUUAAUUUUGGAUUCUUGUGUGUAAAUUAGUUUUUAUAAGAUUCUGAACAAUGUUCUAGUGUUUUUAACAUUUGAAUGCAUUACGUUUUAUGGCUGACUAACUAGUGCCUGUCCAGGUCUACUAAUCCUGGAUGAAAUGUGUUACUGAUGUAACAAAGUGAUCCAUAUUAGGUGAUGUAAUUAUUUUGUCUGCACAUGUGUUUCAGAAUAACGUGCUUUGGCCA
This is a messenger RNA of Scatophagus argus, 7592 nucleotides long. RefSeq names its product fer-1 like family member 6 (gene fer1l6). Gene Ontology annotation, cellular component: membrane. The transcript has 46 exons. Bases 333 to 5969 code for a protein of 1878 amino acids. The record is from RefSeq and is a predicted model, not a curated record. NCBI's taxonomy places the organism in Eukaryota, Metazoa, Chordata, Actinopteri, Scatophagidae. Gene Ontology annotation, biological process: plasma membrane organization.